AUGGCAUCUGUGGAGAAUGGUAACAGGAUAUCAAGAAGGUCUAUUUCGAAAAAUCCACCGGCUGGUACGGAACAAUCCACAAAAGAUCCAUUCCAAACGUUGAAAUCAAUAUUGGGCUCAAAUGAAUAUGAAUUGGAAGUUGAUCAAGAUAAAGGAUGGGAACAAUUGGAUCAAUUGAAUGAAUAUGAUGGUACUUCAUUGGAAGAAAUACGGUUUUUAUCAACAACUAAUAACUUAGAGACCGAUCAUUCAGAAGAAUUGGAUAGAAUCUUACAAUUUAAAUCCACUGUGGAAUUAUUUAAUAAAAUUAUAACACCAUUAAGUGAUUAUCUUAUAGAUUUUAAUAAAAAAUUAAUGGAAUUAUCAAAAGAAUUAGAAAGUUUAAAAUCAAAAUCUGUUAAUUUAUCGAAAAAUUUAUCAACUCGUCAAAUUUUAGAAAAUAAAUAUACUCCAAUAGUUUCAGAUUUAAUUAUUCCACCUGAUGUUAUAAGAUCAAUAUAUAAUGGUGAAAUUAAUCAAUCUUGGUGUGAAAAUUUACAAUUUUUACAAGAAAAGACUGAAAUUUAUAAUAAAUAUAAAGAACAAUGUCCAAAUUUAAAAUCUUUGGAAUCAUUAACAAAGACACUUGAUUUAUUAUAUAUUAAGGCAAUUGAACGUAUCAAAAAUUUCAUGGUUUCUCAAAUAAAAUCUUUGAGAACUAUUGGAACACCAUCACAAGUUAUUCAAGAUCAAUUAAUCCGUUGUCGUGAUAUUUAUCCUUUUUUACAAAACAGACAACCUUCAUUAGCAUUAGAAAUUAGACAAGCAUAUGUUUAUACAAUGAAAUGGUAUUAUCAUACACAUUUCCAAAGAUAUUUACAAUCAUUACAUAGAUUAACACCUGUAAUUGUGGAUAAAGAUUCAUUAAUUGGGGGAACUCAAUCAUUAUUUAAGAAAAGUUCAAUUAUUGAUUAUUCAUUAGGGAAAAGAGCUGAUAUUAUAAAAGCUGAAGAUCCAACUGUUAUGCCUGCACAAAUUGCUGAAUUCAAUCAACUGAAAUUUCAUAUGGAGACUGGGUUUAGAUCUUUUAAUUUGGCAAUUAUUGAUAAUGGUAGUGUUGAAUAUUUAUUUUUAAUGGAAUUUUUCCAAAUGAGUGGUGAUGUUAAUGGAAUUUUUGAACAAAUUUUCUCUACAACUUUCCAACUUGGUGUUAAUUAUACCAAGGAACUUGUAACAUCAACAUAUGAUAUAUUUGGUGUCUUAAUAUUGAUUAGAUUAACUCAAGGUUUAAUUUUUGAAUUACAAAGAAGACGUAUCCCUGUGAUUGAAGAUUAUUUAAAUUUACAAUUAAUUACACUAUGGCCAAAAUUUCAAAACUUAGUGGAUUUAAAUUGUGAAAAUAUGAAAAGAUCAAGUUCCAAAAGUUCAAGUAUCACUGGAAUAAAAUCAAAUGUUUCUCAUCCAUUAACUUUACAAUUUACAAAUUUAUUAACUGGUUUCUUAAAAUUGACUCCACCUGAACAACAAUCUACUCAAGAACCAUUAUAUCAAAGUGUUCAAAGAAUAAGGAAUGAUUAUGAAUCUACAUUAACUAAAAUGUCCAAAAACCUAAAACAAAAUGAAUUAUUCUUGUAUAAUAAUUAUUCUUAUGUUUGGGGUAUAUUAAGUGAAUGUGAAGGUUCUUUAGCUACAAGUGAAACUGAACAUUUCAAACUCUUGGUGGAAGCUUAUAAACCAAAAUAA
Hansenula ciferrii is the source of this 1722-nucleotide messenger RNA. It is a transcript of the gene VPS52, whose product is annotated as Vps52p. NCBI's taxonomy places the organism in Eukaryota, Fungi, Ascomycota, Saccharomycetes, Phaffomycetales, Wickerhamomycetaceae. Gene Ontology annotation, cellular component: GARP complex. Gene Ontology annotation, molecular function: syntaxin binding. Gene Ontology annotation, biological process: endocytic recycling; retrograde transport, endosome to Golgi; Golgi to vacuole transport. Bases 1 to 1722 code for a protein of 573 amino acids. The record is from RefSeq and is a predicted model, not a curated record. The transcript has a single exon.